This is a messenger RNA of Brenthis ino (lesser marbled fritillary), 1956 nucleotides long. NCBI's taxonomy places the organism in Eukaryota, Metazoa, Arthropoda, Insecta, Lepidoptera, Nymphalidae. The record is from the annotation of a GenBank genome assembly.
AUGAGGUCGGGGGAGGGCGAGGGUUCCGAGCUGGCGGAGUUCGGCGCGCGCUGGCCGCCGCCCUACACGCAGGGCUACGGCUGGCGCUCCGCCACCCCCCAGCACCCGCCCGCGCACCACCUCGCGAGGCACUCCCGCUCGCAGCAGUGGUUACAGGACAACCGGCAUACCAGCUACGAGGCGGAAGACGCACGUGCGCGGGCGCGCGGCGGCGUCUACUAUUCUCCGCCUGGCACUUCUUACACUAUAGUGGAAAGGCCGGCCUCUUCCCAUGGACACCACGCACAGUAUUCACAGCAUCACUACCCGGGGAAACUGUCAAGAACCCCAUAUCUGGGGUCUACGACAAUAGCUAACAGCGCAGGGGCAACCAGUUUACGAAACAGCACGAAUCAUCUCAGUGCGAAUGGCAAAAAGAGGCCCAUAUCACCAGAGCAAGUGCUCCGGUUGUUCGGGCAGGGCGGCGCGGCGGCGCUAGGCAAGGCCCUGCCGCCGUCGCAUCCGCCGGCCCCGCUGCCGGCACCACUGCCAGCUCCGCUACCGGCGAGGCGGCAUUCGCCUGCGAGCAGCCCGAGUAGUACAACACAUCAUGCCAUAUACCGAGGCGAAAGAGAGAGAGAGCGGCCAUACUCGUCGGGUGGGGCAGCGCCGCCGCCGGCGGAGCCCACCACGCGUACAGUCACCAUGAGCCGAGACCCCGCAGACUCGCAUGGUUUCGGGAUCUGCGUCAAGGGCGGCAAGGAAGCAGGUAAAUGUGUCGGUGUAUAUAUAUCAAGAGUGGAAGAAGGUUCAGUGGCGGAACGAGCAGGGCUUCGCCCUGGGGAUUCCAUUCUGCAAGUCAAUGGGACACCCUUCUCAGGGAUAUCUCAUGAGGAUGCUCUUAAGAUGUUAAAAUCCUGCCGGCAGUUAACUAUGGUAGUGCGUACUGCGGGUGCGCUGGUGGGAAGAGGCUCCUGUUCUUGGAUGGAUCGAUAUGGAAGACCAGCGUCGCCACCACCACAGCGACCCCUACGCUCAACAAGUAAAGAUCGUAUACGAAGGGUGGAUCUCUGCAUCGAGCCUGGUCAGUCUUUGGGGUUGAUGAUCAGAGGCGGGCUGGAGUACAAUCUUGGUAUCUACAUCACUGGCGUGGACAAAGAUUCAGUAGCAGAGCGAUCAGGGCUUAUGGUGGGUGAUCAAAUUCUUGAAGUGAAUGGGCAAUCGUUCGUGGACGUGACUCAUGACGAAGCGGUCGCACAACUCAAAUAUCACAAGCGAAUGUCUCUACUUGUACGAGAUGUAGGAAAAGUGCCUCACGCGUGUACAGCGUUCGGAGAGCGAGAUAAUGCACCAAGAAUAAGCGGUUGGGGUAAGCGAAGAGGCGCGGCAGCGACGGCUGUAGAGCAAAAGGCGAAAUCUUUGCUACCUCAAAGUGACAUUCCCGCUCUUGCAUACUACAUGGAAGAAUACGCUUCACGGCGUUUAACAUCAGAUGCCUUUCUUACAGUAUUGAGGGACUUGCUUGACACACCACAAAAAUAUUCGCUUUUGACGGAAAUCCGGGAAUUUCUGCUACCCGAGGACCGGCCGCGUUUCGACGAACUUGUGUACCGCCGACCAGAAGACGGACCUGAUCCACACGUAAAGCGGGCGAGUGAGAGACACAUGCUGCCGUCGUCGACUAUGCACGAACUUCACGAUCCGGAGGCGCCGGCAGAAGUGCCUCUCGUGGUCGACCACCGCUCGCCCUCCGAAGACUCCGGCUUGGGUCUCCCGCCCCACGACCAAGCUUACAGGAGCGGGCGCGCGUGGCGCGCUGGAGACCCGCCGCCACCGGACGACGACAUGGAGCCUCCGCCCGAGGAGUACGAGGAAGAGGGCCGGAGAUCUAGAAGACACUCAUCGCCAUGUAAUUCCAGAGAGGGCAGCACAACUGCUCUCCAUACACAGCAUUACGACGAAACCAUGUCACUCGUG